AUGCUGUCCACCUUGAUGCGACCCUUCAAGGGUGCUGCGCGCAACCCAGACCACGGCGAUCUACUUGAGAGAAACUCGGAACCGACACGACGUCCUGCUUCUGUCCGGAGUUAUACCCAACAUCGACACGCGACCGCCGACUUUACCGAGGCCGAUGAUGACGAUGACGAGUCUGACGAUGCGAGGCAACCACGCGGGAACGCUACCAUCCGCGGCAAUGAGGACGAAGAUGGGUUGAAUCAGGCAAUUGGUGUCCUGCCGCUGUUCUCUGCUGGGCAUCUUGAUUCUCUCCCCAUAUAUAGCAUGACGCAUGCUAUCCGCAUCAUUGUUCAGGCAAGAACCGAUACGACCUUGACCUGGGAGCAGUUGAGGUCUCCCCAGGUAUUCCAGUUCCUGGUGAAGCCAAUGCAGCAACAGAUUCGAACCCAGCAUUUCUCAAGGGGAACUUUAUAUGCCCUCAUGGCAAACUGUCUUCAGUUCGAAAAGGAGUCUCAGAUAUACCCGGCAAAUACUGGCACAAGCAGCACACGAGCCAAGGUGUGCGAGUUGCUUGCCAUUAAGCUACUCAAGGAAUAUUCGACCCGUGAACUUAUCGAUGCCCUCUCAUACGACUUCUAUCCUCUGCAAGGCGUCUCGGGAAUGCAUACGCCGGCCAAUUCGAAUAACAGAGAGAAGCCGGCCGCCAUGAGAACGUCAACUCUUGAAGUGGCCAUACGAGCCUCAGCAAAACAUUUUCUGGCCCAUCCUCUGGUCGUGCAACAACUCGAGGCCAUCUGGAAUGGUGCCAUUAGCUUUUACUCGGCUGCAGAUCAGCUCCAUCGUCGCACCUCGAUAGCUACCGAUCUAUCUUCCACCCAGUCUCGCCGCCAAAGCACGGUACGAACACCUCUAUUGGGUAGUCAGCAAGGCAAGGAGGAUCGUCUCAGGGGCCAAUCAGGGCCGCUUGGACGGAGAACUGUCGCGCUGUACGACCCUCGUCAAGCCUCCGUUUUCAAGCUCUCGCGCUUGAGGGUCCCACGAUAUCGCCAGUUCCUCUCUACCUGCUCACUGGGUAUUCUUCUUUGCCUGUUCUUGCUCGUUCUUAAUGAGAGAUCCAGCACCAUCACCACCCUGGAGCUGAUCUUCUGGUUUUGGAGUGCCGGGUUUAUGCUCGACGAGAUUGUCGGCUUCAACGAGCACGGGUUCUCCCUCUACAUCAUGAGCUUCUGGAAUAUUUUCGACUUGGGCAUUUUGUUGCUUUUGAUCAUCUACUACUGCAUGCGCAUCUACGGCGUAUUUCUUCUUGACCCGCACAAGUUGAACGACAAUGCCUAUGAUGUUCUCGCUGCGAUCGCCAUCCUUUUGCUCCCCAGGAUCUUCAGUAUACUGGAUCACUACCAGUAUUUCUCACAGUUGCUAAUAGCAUUGAGACUCAUGGCCGUUGACCUGGUCGCAGUUUUUGUUUUGGUCAUUGUCGUCUGCUGCGGCUUCUCGGUGUUCUUCAUUUCCAAGAGCACGAACGAUCCGAGCGUGGUAGCAUACAGCAUGUUCCAGAUACUCGUGGGCUAUAGUCCGGCUGCUUGGGAAGUAUGGCCGGAUCAUAACUGGGUGGGGAAGACGUUACUUGGCUUGUUUCUCAUCAUUUGCCACUUCGUUAUUGUAACACUGCUUGUGACUGUGCUAACAAACUCAUUCAUGGCUAUUGCAUCAAAUGCGAAGCAGGAGCAUCAGUUCCUCUUUGCUAUCAAUACGAUCUCGAUGGUGAAAAACGAUUCACUCUUUUCAUACGUCGCACCAGUCAACAUUCUCGCAUGGGCACUGACCCCGCUGAGGUUUUUCAUGCCCAUGAGGCAGUUCGUCUGGCUCAAUCGCACCGUCAUCAAAGCGACUCACUUUCCCUUGUUGCUCAUCAUCUUCAUUUACGAAAGGUUUAUCUUGGCACCAUCCAUAUACGAGCCAACGGACCUGGUGGAAAAUCCAGGCCGAGGCCGUCACAGAGCGGUUUCCAUUGUAGACCCUGCAAGCAGGACAGCACUCUUUAGCCCGAGCCUUCGUAUUCGUGAAGAAUCAUUGGUGGGUUAUCAGAAGGAUCGUGCCUUGGAAGAGGUGUUCCGACGUGCUCCUGAUUUUGCAACCAUACGUACUCAAAGACGAAGCGAGCGGAGGAAGACCCAAAAUGCCAUCCGAUCGUGGAUGGACCAACAAGAUGGGACUUUUGCGUCUCCUCACAACUACGGUACCGUUGAAAACAGACCGGCACAGGAUUGGCAGAGGAGACUGAGUAUGGUGAGGGAGCGACCAAAGAGGUUUUCAGGACUUUAUCAGGACACGAGAUCAGCAGCUAGCGAUCCGGCCGAUAUGGUGUCUAACGCGACUUUUCCGGCGGUGCCUGACUAUUUCAACAACGGCACUGUUCGACGGGAUUUUGCGAACGAGGUGAAAGAGAACACCGAUGCGGAAAACGGCGACGACGAGCUGGUUACAAAUGAUGAGUAUGAGGAGGACAAUGCAACUCACGACACUGAGCAGGUGCGAAACUACAUGGAUCGAGACCAGACGACCGAGACGGAAGAGGACUAUUUCACGACUUCGGUUCCGUCACGCUUCAAUUCCGGACUUACUUCGGUCCAGAGAACGCCGAUCUCCCCACGUCCCGGAACCUGGCGACGGGUGCCCAUGCACAACCGGACCAUGUCGAACAACACAAUGAUCUUUGCUCCUGCGCAGGAUCGGCCCCUCGAGAGUUCUUCUCCCGCAGCAUCUGGGGCCAUGGAUCCCUCGCUGCCGUCCCGGUCUCGCCCCCAUAGCACUCGGCAUACCAUACCCGAAGGGUCGGUAGUUAGUCCAGGCGCAGGCCUUCGCUCACCGCGUCGCUCCGUGUACUUGGCAUUCUCCCGACCAACGAGCAUGGUGAUGUCGCCGAGAGCGUUGGCCCGAACUGCCCCGAGCCGCUCGAUCCUGGCAUUGGAGAUCCCAGAUGGCGGCAGUAGUGGAACCCGUGACAGCCCGUCGUCCCGACGACAGUUAUCAGCUGAGCUGCCCACCCCCGCCGAACUUGAUCCAUCUGCCCUGGCAGCUAGUUCUGAAGCGGGUAGCAAUGGCGUGAUAUCUAAUUUCACCACGUUGGCCACGGUUAUGCUCGAGAAGAGCUCCCAGCAAGAGCAGGACAGCAACCGGAUGAACAAACUGAUGCUGGCAAAGAUGAAGAACCUGCAGGAUAGUCUCGGCGACGUGGUGCGCGAGAUGCGAAUCCUGAAAAGCAACGCACCCAGCACGGCUGGGAAUUCCGCAGACGAAGGGGCGAGUAGCGGUAGCUACUUAGCUAAGAAGGCGAUACAACAACAGUACCAGCAGCAACAGUACGGCCUUCCAGCAAGGCGAGGCUCAGGAGAAGAAAGAAGGUCGUCCAGAUUGUCUAGUUCGGCUGGCUCGGCUGGCUCAGCAAACAGGGACAUGGCAAAUCGGGGAUUGCGAAGAUCGAUCAGGAGGUUGGAGACAGCCACUCGACUGCCGACUUUGAGUGGGCAAGACACAGUCAGGAGAAGAAAUUCGAGAGAAGAGAACAACGAGGAGGGUACCAGCAACUUAGCAAGAAGAGAGGGGUUGAACAGUGACAUGAUAUUCGAGCCGAGGCAGAAUCAAAGUAGGUGGAGUAAAGGGAAGGGAAAAGCAGCAGCAGCUUCCAUAUCAGAUGAGGACGAAGAUCGUCGCGGUCAUCAGGUUGGUGGUGGCAGUUCGCUGGAUGAGCGCCACCAUCGCCAAGAAGAGUUCAUCAGGAGUGGAAAUUUCCUCUGA
Messenger RNA from Sordaria macrospora k-hell, 3774 nucleotides. RefSeq lists its product as uncharacterized. Gene Ontology annotation, molecular function: monoatomic ion channel activity. NCBI's taxonomy places the organism in Eukaryota, Fungi, Ascomycota, Sordariomycetes, Sordariales, Sordariaceae. Gene Ontology annotation, biological process: transmembrane transport; monoatomic ion transport. Gene Ontology annotation, cellular component: membrane. The record is from RefSeq and is a predicted model, not a curated record.